AUGCACGUUGCAUGUCGAUCCAAUAAUACCGAUAUGCUGCAGCUGCUGGUCAAUUUUGAUGGAAUUGAUGUGAAUGCGGUAAAUGGAGUUGGGUGGACAGCACUUCAUGAGGCUUCCUCAAAAGGCAAUGUUGCUGCCUUGAAAAUCCUUCAUCGACUGAAAGCUAACCCUAACAUCGCCGAUAAGGAAGAUUGGACUCCAUUACAUGUAGCAGCAGCGGCUGGACAUACAAAUGUUGUGGAGCUGCUGAUCGACAAAUUUGGCGGUUCAAUACGAGCACGAACUCGCGAUGGCAGUACAUUGCUGCAUGUUGCUGCACUUAGCGGUCAUGCCGAAACCGCACUGGUAUUCCUAAAACGUGGCGUACCGUUACACAUGCCCAACAAACGAGGUGCACUGAGCCUACACUGCGCCGCGGCUGCCGGAUUUAAUGAUGUUGUUCGUAUGCUCAUUUCCAAAGGAACCAAUGUCGACAUACGAACCAGAGAUAACUAUACGGCUUUACACGUUGCAGUACAAGCAGGGAAAGCAUCUGUAGUGGAAACAUUGCUCGGAUAUGGUGCAAAUGUGGAUAUUCAUGGUGGUGCAAUCGGCGAAACAGCGCUACACAUUGCCGCAUCGUUGACCACCGAGGAUGCAAUUGACUGUGCAAUGAUGCUCCUGAAAAGUGGUGCACAACCGAAUGCUGCGCGAAAUGAUGGUGAAACGGCACUGCACAUCGCUGCAAGCAAUCCGCUUCCGGGAAUGAUACAGCUGUUGCUCAGUGAAGGCGCCGAUCCUCAAAUCACAUCAGCGAGGAGCGAAAGCGCAUUGCACGUGGCAGCACGGAGCUGCAACAGUGAAGCAGUAUCGCUUAUCUUGGAACACCUCGCCAAGCAACUUUCACCACAUGAAAUCAACGAAUUCGUCAAUGCGCGAACAGCUCAGGCUGGCUGGUCACCACUGAUGGAAGCAUGUGCGCUCGGUCAUCUCGGUGUUGCGCGGAUUCUGCUCCAGCAUCAUGCUCGGGUUGAUGUUUUCGAUGAAAACGGCCGAACGGCUCUCCAUCUAGCUGCUGCUAAUGGCCAUCUCGAGCUUACAGAUUUACUGCUAAAAAAUAAAGCAUUUGUAAACAGGUUUUAA
Gongylonema pulchrum is the source of this 1122-nucleotide messenger RNA. NCBI's taxonomy places the organism in Eukaryota, Metazoa, Nematoda, Chromadorea, Rhabditida, Gongylonematidae. The record is from the annotation of a GenBank genome assembly.